CACCAUUCUUUUUCUAGUUCCUGUUUAAAUAACUACGAUCAUUGUUUAUUUUUCUUUAGCUGGUGAUUUAUUUGAUCUAAAAUUAUUUUUGAAUUGAAUAUUUCGUAUCGAUUUAAUGAGAUUAUUGGCCACAUUAUUUCUUGUUUAAUUUGGUGAUUGCUAAGUUCUCAAAGAACUCUCUAUACUGCAUCGAUUUAGAAAUGUCUGAACAACAGGGUGUGAGUUCUUUCCCUUUGCCUCCAAUGCAAUAUAUCAGCUUGUACACAGAUGAUCACAUCAAACGUGGUAGAGUGCCGCAACCACCUCCACCGAUUCAAGACAGUUAUAUGAUGUUUGGAGUGCCAUUUAAUGCAGAUGAUGCGAUUAUUCGACCCUUAGAAACACAAGGUUUCCGACGUCUUUACCCACAGAACUAUGACCACAAACGAGAACUGAAAAAACUAAAUCAUUCAAUUUUGAUCAACUUCUUAGACUUACUCGACAUACUCAUUCGGGCUCCAGAUUCUCCGAAACGUACAGAAAAACUGGAUGAUAUGAACUUGCUUUUUAUUCACAUGCACCAUUUAAUAAAUGAAUUCCGUCCACACCAGGCACGAGAAACACUUCGGAUGAUGAUGGAAUAUCAAAAACGCCAACGAUUAGAAAUUGCUGACAAAUUUCAAAAACAUCUUGAUGGUGUCAAAGAACUAAUUCUCAAGUCUUUACAAGCUCUGCCCGAUGCAGAUGCAAUGGAAUGCAAGGCUAUGACUUCAAGUGAAAUACUACAGGCAAAGGACAAAUCUGAAAGUAAACCAAUGGACAUUGAACCUUGUGAUGGUUUGGAUAAAAUAAUGUGUGACAUUGUAGACAACUUGAGUUAGACACAUAUAUUUUUCCAAAUACAUAUUUAUUCACACACAUACACGCACACAAACAUGAUUCUACAAAUAUUCUUAAUGACAUAGUGAAACUGUCUUUUUUAAAUUUUCUUGAGAAUAAUUUUAAGGUCACUUAAAUAAUUUAAAGCGAUAUUAAAAACGUAGUGCAUUUUAUCUGAA
Octopus bimaculoides (California two-spot octopus) is the source of this 1037-nucleotide messenger RNA. RefSeq names its product mediator of RNA polymerase II transcription subunit 7. Lineage: Eukaryota; Metazoa; Mollusca; Cephalopoda; Octopoda; Octopodidae. Gene Ontology annotation, biological process: regulation of transcription by RNA polymerase II. Gene Ontology annotation, cellular component: core mediator complex; mediator complex. Gene Ontology annotation, molecular function: transcription coregulator activity. The record is from RefSeq and is a predicted model, not a curated record.